CCCAUAAUGCACUUCGCGCCGCCACGCACACAGACGGCGGCGUAUGACGGCAGAGGAAACGGGAACAAUACUGCACGAUACGCGGCAGAGGAGUGCUGAAAUGCGCUUUCCCGGGAAAGCCCACGUCGUUCGUAUACAUAGCCGGCCAUUCGAUUCAGGUUUCUACUGAGAGAGCCGUAAGAUGUCCAUGGUUCUGUUUGCAUCCGUGGUGCGGGUGAGAGAUGGACUGCCUCUCUCAGCCUCCACAGACUAUGAGCAGGACAGGGGGCUACAGGAGACCAAGAAGCACCUGAAGAGCCUCUCGAAGAAGCUGAGCCAGUUCCCAGACCGCUGCACGCUGAAAACGGGGCAGCAUACUGUUAAUUUCACCAGUUCCCUGGGAGUGGGAUACCUGAUGGUGUGCUCUGAGAGUUACCCUAGCGUCCUGGCCUUCUGCUUCCUGGAUGAGUUGCAGAGGGAGUUCAUCGUCACUUACGACACGAAGCGGAUCAACAGCGCCGUCCGGCCAUACUCUUUCAUCGAGUUCGACAACUUCAUUCAGAAAACCAAGCAACGCUACAACAGCCCGCGCUCCCUGUCCACCAGGGUCAACCUGUCUGACAUGCAGAUGGAGAUUAAGCUCCGCCCUCCCUUCCAGCUGUCUGCCGAGGACCUGAGCGCACUCAACGGCUUCUCCCACCACUCGCCGUCAAAGUACAAGGGCAUAGCCCCGAACCAGAUGCUGGAACCUGUGACGCUGGCCGGAGUGGUGUCCUGCAUGCUCAGCCUGCUCUGCGGUGGUCUGAACCUGCUCCGGGGCGUCCACGCCAUCGAGAGCGUCCUGCAGAAUGAAGAUGAAGACUUCAGCUACGUCAUCGCCUUCUUCCUGGGAACAGCGGCUUGUCUGUACCAGUGCUACCUGUUUGCCUACUGCACGCUAUGGAGGAACGGCAAGUCCUUCCUGGCCUUCGCCCUCAUCUGCCUGUGUAACAUGUACCUGUACGAGUUGCGCAACCUAUGGCAGAUCCUCUUCCAUGUGACGGUGGGCGCCUUCACCACGCUGCAGAUCCGCCUGCGUCAGCCGCAAGGCAAAGCUCCUGACUACAACGUCUGACCCCCACCCCCUACCUCCCCCACUGGCCUGGGGGACAAGAUCGGGCGCCUUCGCGAACACGAGGACUGCAUGGUCACAUGCUGGGGCGGACCCACCCCUGUACGUACUUUAAUUACCUAGAAAAAUGAUUAUGCCAGUUAUUUAUUGCAGUGUCUCAUUUGUCAGGAUAGCUUAUGUGGCAAAUGCGGGGUGUUCAUUUCACUACAGCUGUGCCAUCAGCAUAAUUGGGGGAGAUGAAUGCUGUGCAGAGAGAGGCGGCUGUUUCCCUUCACUGGGAGCUCAGACAGCAGUGAAAACUGCGUUGUGUCGUGUGGGACAGCAUAGACAGCCGGGGUGUAUGCAAGCUUUCAGCUCCCCGUGGUGACUGAAGGAACCUGCCAAUCAUCUGUCUCGGUUUGGAAUCUGUGAUCUUACAAAAAAAUAAAAAAUAACAGCACAGAGCUACAUGUAAUAAAUUAUGGACCACACUUUAGGUGCUUUGGAGCUGUUUUUGUCACAGCAGAGGCUGCUUUCAGCCCUGUGCUGUGCCCCUGUUUAGCGAUUUGCCCUUAAGUACAAACAGUGCAUUGAAAAUGAUCUGCACUUCCAUUCAGCCACACAUCAUGUCAUGGAAAUUUAGGACGGUUAUUAUUAUAACUGGUGGUGCAGAGCUGGAUCAUUGAAUGAGGCUCUUGGUUUAGGGAGACCUUCCGCUGUUCAGUGGUUGGGGGGGGGGGGGGAUGUCCUGUUUGCUUCUCAUUAGUGUGUAUGUUUAUAUCCUGCAUUUGCAUUCCGGCCUGAGAUACUGCACUGUCCUCCUCAGUCCUGCCUUUUGUAAACCUCGGCCAAGCAGCGAUUUCAAUUUGCAUCUCAUUAACCUUUGACAACUAACAAAUUUCUCUGGUUAAAUUCACCGAGGUUACUCCUAAUUCGGUAUGGCAGACAUUUUGAGGUGAAGCAUACUGCCACUUGUAAGGUAUUGGUGAAACACCCCCUGGUGCAGCAUUCAAGGAGGGGGGCGGAGGGGGGGGGUCAGGGCCAGAACUGUGUUCUGCUGUGUUCCUGGGGCCCCCUGGCGGUGGGCCAGUCCCUCUGAGCCCCCCAAUCCAUGCCCAUGGAGGCACCCUGAGGCACACUUCUGGUGGUUUUGGUCUUAUCAUUGUCAUAUAUCUUUGCUACCAGAUAAAUGAUGAAUAAUUAGUAUUUAUUCAGGUUAAUUAUGCUAAUCUACUGUAUGAUUUUGUAACUGCGACAUAAAAAGGCAGUGUGGACAUGAGCACCAAGGCUGUGUGUGGUGGAAAUAGCCAGUUUGCCCAUUUACCUGCACUGUGGCCUACAGUAUUCAGAUGUCAAGCAUGUAUGUGCAUUUUUUGUAAAUUUUACUGAACGCACCUCAAUGCAACACAGACGACAGGCAUGUGCUUUUGAAGAGCAAUGAUGGAAAAAAAUAAAACAAUUCAGAAACACA
This is a messenger RNA of Brienomyrus brachyistius, 2540 nucleotides long. It is a transcript of the gene sec22a, whose product is annotated as SEC22 homolog A, vesicle trafficking protein. NCBI's taxonomy places the organism in Eukaryota, Metazoa, Chordata, Actinopteri, Osteoglossiformes, Mormyridae. The transcript has 7 exons. The coding region runs from base 182 to 1093 and encodes 303 amino acids. Gene Ontology annotation, biological process: endoplasmic reticulum to Golgi vesicle-mediated transport. The record is from RefSeq and is a predicted model, not a curated record.